Molecule: messenger RNA, 1761 nt
Organism: Chanos chanos (milkfish)
Lineage: Eukaryota; Metazoa; Chordata; Actinopteri; Gonorynchiformes; Chanidae
Gene: ywhag2
Product: 3-monooxygenase/tryptophan 5-monooxygenase activation protein, gamma polypeptide 2
Exons: 2
Coding region: 110-853 (247 amino acids)
Source: RefSeq, a predicted model, not a curated record
AGGAACAGCUGCAUAGUGGUCUUCGUUCACCGAAUUUCUUUGCACAGCACAUUAUAUUUUAUCAUUUUAUCUUAGGUAUUAUAGUAACGAUCACUGAAUAGACAUUAAAAUGGUUGAUCGCGAGCAGCUGGUUCAGAAAGCCAGGCUAGCAGAGCAGGCUGAAAGAUAUGACGAUAUGGCAGCAGCCAUGAAAUCGGUGACAGAGCUGAACGAGGCCUUGUCCAAUGAGGAGAGGAAUCUUUUGUCUGUGGCCUAUAAGAAUGUUGUAGGGGCCCGUCGUUCUUCCUGGAGGGUUAUCUCCAGCAUCGAACAGAAGACCUCUGCUGAUGGCAACGAGAAGAAGAUUGAGAUGGUAAGGGCAUACCGUGAGAAGAUAGAGAAAGAGCUUGAAGCAGUAUGCCAAGAUGUGCUCAACCUUCUAGACAACUUCCUGAUCAAAAACUGCAGCGACACCCAGCACGAGAGCAAAGUUUUCUACCUGAAAAUGAAGGGCGACUACUACCGUUACCUGGCCGAGGUGGCGACCGGCGAGAAGAGGUCCACCGUCGUGGAAUCGUCGGAGAAAGCCUACAACGAGGCUCACGAGAUCAGCAAAGAGCACAUGCAGCCCACUCACCCCAUCCGUCUCGGAUUGGCCCUCAACUACUCUGUGUUUUACUACGAGAUCCAGAACGCCCCCGAGCAAGCCUGCCACCUCGCCAAGACGGCCUUCGACGACGCCAUCGCCGAGCUCGACACCCUCAACGAGGAUUCCUACAAAGACUCAACACUCAUCAUGCAGCUACUCCGAGACAACUUAACACUGUGGACAAGCGACCAGCAGGACGAUGAAGGAGGGGAGGGCAACAAUUAAAAAGCUUUGUCAUUUCUGUAAAGAAAAAGUAGAAUGGCUGGUGGACUUUGGCAGCAGCUUUAUGCCAUUGUUUCCUCUGCAGCAGCAGUUCUUUAUUUUUCCACGAGUUAAAAGAAAAAAAAAAAUAUCGAGGGUGGUUAAGGGGCUGAAGUCUUAGUUUGAAUAUAUUACAGAAAUAUAUAUAGUUGAAAGGGCCUCCUUCUUCUUGGUUAUCUUCGACAUUUGCCAAAACCACUGAGAUGUCAGUCAAUCAGCCAGAAGUGGUCGUUGUUGGUUUGGAUUGGCAGCCUGACACUGGCAUGUGGACUGAUGUAGAUCAAAGGGAAGCUGCUUAUUUAAGUUUUUGAAUGGUAAAAAAAAAAAAUACCACAUUUUAAUGGUAAGCUGAAAAAAAUCAUGAACGAGAUCAUGGAAAACUAGUUCACAGUGGCUCCAGUUUUACGUUCAGAAGUAGUAAUAUCACACUAAAGAGGUAAAGAUUUGUUGACGAUUUAUUGAUUUAGGAUAUAUCUAGAUAUCGAGUAGUAACUGGAUUCAAAGUAAAUGCUAUUCAUAGAGUUUAAAGCGGAUGUGAUUAGCCUAUAUCUAAACACUCAAGUAAUGAAUUUCAUAGUAAACAAUUCAGACUUAAACCUUGGUGUCACACAUUCACUACACUCUGAUGUGACUGGAACUAUGGGCAGUUGAAAUGGUCAAGAUACAAUAAAAGGAAGAGACUUAUCUGUUAAAAAAAAAAAUAGAAAAAUAUUGCAGCUUCAGAAUUUGUGGUUUACUUCUGUGUUUAAUUUAUUUUUGCACUUGCCAACUAUACUGUUUUGUCAGUGUAAGAUAAUACUAUAAUAAUAUCAAUGAUUCAAUAUUGUGCAUGCAUGUGAUGUAUUUCUAUACAAUAGCUUGACUUUAUUAAC